Messenger RNA from Juglans microcarpa x Juglans regia, 498 nucleotides. RefSeq names its product CASP-like protein 1C1. The transcript has 3 exons. The coding region runs from base 1 to 498 and encodes 165 amino acids. NCBI's taxonomy places the organism in Eukaryota, Viridiplantae, Streptophyta, Magnoliopsida, Fagales, Juglandaceae. The record is from RefSeq and is a predicted model, not a curated record.
AUGACAAAGACAAUGAUGAGGAUCUUCGUCCCUUUGCUAAGGCUCCUAGCAUUGGGUGCAACAGUUGCCGCAACCAUAGUCAUGGCUACAAGCCAUGACUCGACCGAAGUCUUAAACGUUGUUAUCAAAGCAAAAUACAGCUACGAGUCAGCGUUCAAGUAUUUUGUGAUAGCAGAAGCAAUUGCAAGUGGGUACAGCCUUAUUGUUCUAUUUGUUUCUUCCAAGAGCUCUUCGCUUUGGCGCUUGGUUGUGAUCCUAGAUGUGGUUAUAACGAUGCUACUGACCUCGAGCGUCUCGGCGGCGUUGGCAAUAGCUCAUGUGGGCAAGAAAGGGAACAGCCAUGUCGGUUGGCUGCCUAUUUGUGGACAAGUUCCUAAGUUCUGCGACCAUGCCACCGGAGCUCUAAUCGCAGGUUGUAUUGCUGUAAUAAUAUAUUUGGUGGUUCUACUCUACACCUUCACAGCAUGUAGUGUUCUUAGUCCUCCCUUCAAGCCCUAG